AUGAUUCACUCAAACUCGUUGAGUGCUGCGAUGAAACCAACGCCGAAAGACAAAAAAAGAGAAGAAAUUCUUCACAGAGAUCAAUUGAGAAAUUUAAUAAAGAGUGUUGACAAGAGAUAUGAACUCGACAAAACGUCAAUCCAACCGGCGUUGAAAGAUGUUGUGGAAGACUUUUUAGAGACAAGCCUCUGCGACUUACUUGACAUCUCAAAGUUCAGGCAAGAGGAAAAAAUCAGUACAAAGGAUGCCGUGUUUUACUACAAGAAGUUCUGGGACUUCGACAUCGGAACAAAGUAUCCUUUGUCGAAAAGAUCUAACAAUUUCAUCGAUCUGAAGUACCAAUCCAGGCGGAUGUUUAUUCAAAAUAUCAAUUCAUUCAAGCAGUGCGCCCACGCUAACUUCGGCGAAAAAGGCGCAGAUAACACUCCACCAAAUGACAAAUUGAUUUGA
This is a messenger RNA of Entamoeba invadens IP1, 450 nucleotides long. RefSeq lists its product as hypothetical. NCBI's taxonomy places the organism in Eukaryota, Evosea, Mastigamoebida, Endamoebidae. The transcript has a single exon. Gene Ontology annotation, molecular function: protein heterodimerization activity. Bases 1 to 450 code for a protein of 149 amino acids. The record is from RefSeq and is a predicted model, not a curated record.